AUGGAAUCACACUCUGACGAGUUUCCCGGGGCGACAAUCAUGUGGUAUGGCAAAUUCAAAGACAUCAAACGAAUCGACGAACUAGAAGAUUCCUACUGUCGAGGUCUAUUAAAAGGGUUUCAAAAGAACCCCCGAAACCCAAAUGCGAGAAACUCCCCGUCUGAAUUCUCUGCUUUCAGAAGUCCUGAUUGUUACAGUCUUCACGAUUCGAAAGACUGUAUGCAAAGUACAUCUCCACGGAUCGUAGUCCCAUGUCCUACAAGAUCUGGUUCGGAGAAUACAAAGGCCAUGAGAUGAGAAAGAUUUAUGGGAGCAAAAGAUGGGACUACCCCACCCGUUCAAAUAGCGACAUAAAACAUAUGCUUUUGUGGAUCGAGGACUGCUGGUUUGAGUGGAAGGAGUCGCAUCCGGAAAGGAGAGUGGGUACCGAGAGAGCGCAGCACGUAAUCAUGAACCCCGUUGGAGAGAAAUUGGGGCCUUGGACCGAUCGUGAUUAUGAGCAAGACGAGGACCACGAUUCUGAUGAUGGAUUUGUGGUAAAGGACGACGACCCAGAUAUGGUUGAUGGUACCUAUGAAGAGGAAGAGGGGUCUAUCCUUUCAGAGGAUAAGACCGACAAUGGGAGCUCAGAUGAACAUUUCCCUGAUCUGAACACGAUUCUGGCCAAGGGACCCAGAAAAGGCAUAACAGCGACACAGCAAUCCCAUCAGCCCUCUACCAAAUGCGUGAAGAAGACUUUCACUUCCAGCGUAAGCGACAGUGACGAUGCUCUUUUAGUACCACCUCGGUCGAAAGAAGGUUCUCUUGCAAGAAACCCGCCGGACUUGUCAUCGCGAGCUCCUCUCGAGCUGCUUGAGAAUGACAGGUCUAGGGUGAGAAUCGGGACCGCUAAGCGAAAGCGCCCAGAGCGGCUUUCCAGCCAGACCACAUUCGCAGAUGAGAACAUGGUUCCAAUCUCGAAGCGAAGGAAGAAAUCUCGCCAGGCAGAGUAG
Hymenoscyphus albidus is the source of this 992-nucleotide messenger RNA. Lineage: Eukaryota; Fungi; Ascomycota; Leotiomycetes; Helotiales; Helotiaceae. The record is from the annotation of a GenBank genome assembly.